CAUGCAGAAGGCACACCUCAAAAUCUUUUAAUCUAACUCGAGGCUUUCAGACGCACAUCCAGGUACCGGUAGUCUCCCGCAUUCCUGAAUUGCACCAGAUUCGCGCAGAGUGGCUUGUACGAUGCGCCCGAGCGCGUCGAGCGCGCUUCAGAAGACAUACGAUGACUGCUUCUUCACAUGCUCCACAGCCGUCUACUUUGAAAGCCAGAACAACGAGGCGGAAGCGCUGCGCUCAUGGAGAAGUGCUCUCAACCGCAUCCACCAGUACAACACGACCCACAGCACCGCGUCCCACUCCCUGCCUACCACGGAGACCGACCGUGCCCUACACGAGUCAUUGCGCGAACUAGAACUACAAUGCCGCGAACGGGUGGAUCUGCUAGAGGCUCUCCAGCAGAGCCGGGAGGAGGCAGGCGAGGCUGGAUUCCCUCUCGACGAGAGCAUCACUGAAUCCGGGCUGGGGGGAGGAACGGUACCUGCCGUCACCUAUUCAGAUCUCUCCAGGCCGCCCCUGCCUCCGCGAAGGACUUCGGAGCCUUCAGAAGCACAGGCGCGGCCACAUCCUCGGUCCUCGAGCCAGCAUUCACUGUCCCCCGCGCCGAGCACGUCCCGUAUGGACGCGCGGACUCCCUCGCCGGAGAAGAAAGUGCGUAUGCUACGGACGUUGCGGAAAGAGCCUACUGGCAGGCCCUCGAAUCACCGGGUCCCCAGCUCUUCUUCAUCUCGACCUCCGGUUGCCGCGAAAGCUGCGACUUUGGCCUUCAGCAGUUCCGCUCAUUAUAAGACGGGGCGUCCGACUUGCCAGGAGAGUGGGGGCAGCAGCGAGUCUGUACCAAUCUCCACUACACAAGAUAUAAGGUCCCGACAUUCGCUAGAUAGAGCGAGGUCAGCGCAACAUUCCCCCAGUGUGUUUGCAUCAGCAGCUGCCGCACAAUCGUUCAGUGACCUUCGGUCAGAGAGGAAACCGUCUCAUAGUUCUCAAUCAAGUCUAAAGACGAAUUAUCCGCCCCUGACACACAAGAAUCGAAUACGUACGCCGACAAACGCUCAACCUCCAUUGGAAGUCGUAGCAGUCGACGCAAAGGAGAAUGAAGAAACGCAGCGAGCAACCCAACAACCACCUCAAAGACGAGCAAAAGCACGACCGAGGAAGAACACCGUGCGGGCUAAACUCCCCGAGACCCGCACGCCAGACGACGCAGCCUCCUCCGCCGGGUCGUCAGAAACCGAAUCCGACGAAUGGCACGAACGCACCCGCCACAUCAUGAAGAACCUCCCGCGCGGCGUCGACGAAUCCGCCGCCCGCCAACUCCUCAACGAGAUUGUCAUCCACGGCGACGAGGUCCACUGGGACGACAUCGCGGGCCUCGAAGUGGCCAAGCUGGCGCUCAAAGAGACGGUCGUGUACCCGUUCCUGCGACCGGACCUCUUCAUGGGCCUCCGCGAACCCGCGCGGGGGAUGCUACUCUUCGGGCCCCCGGGGACGGGCAAGACGAUGCUCGCGCGCGCCGUGGCCACGGAGUCCAAAUCGACCUUCUUCGCCAUCUCGGCUAGCAGCCUGACGAGCAAGUACCUGGGGGAGAGCGAGAAGUUGGUGCGGGCGCUGUUCGCGCUGGCGAGGAUGCUGGCGCCGUCUAUCAUCUUCGUCGACGAGAUUGAUUCGCUCCUCUCGUCUCGGUCCGGGGCGGGCGAGCACGAGGCCACGCGGCGCAUCAAGACGGAGUUUCUGAUCCAGUGGUCCGAUCUCGCGCGGGCGGCGGCGGGGCGCGAGGUCUCGAGUAGUAGUGGCAGUAGUGAGAAGGAGAGGGAGAGGGGGGACGCGAGUCGCGUGUUGGUGCUCGCGGCGACGAAUCUGCCGUGGGCGAUUGAUGAUGCGGCGAGGAGGCGGUUCGUGCGCAGGCAGUAUAUCCCGCUGCCCGAGGCGUGGGUGAGGAAGCGGCAGUUGGAGCGGUUGUUGAGUUGCCAGAAGCAUGAGAUUGGCGAGGCGGAGAUGGAGAGGUUGGUGGCGGUUACGGAGGGCUUCUCAGGCUCGGACAUCACGGCCCUAGCCAAAGACGCGGCCAUGGGCCCGCUGCGCAGCCUGGGCGAGAAGGUGCUCGAGCUGCGGCCCGACGAGAUCCGCCCGAUCCGCUUCGAGGACUUCGAGGCGAGCCUGCUGACGAUCCGGCCCAGCGUGAGUCGUGAAGGUUUGAAGCAGUAUGAGGAUUGGGCCAAGGAGUUUGGCGAGAGGGGUGGGUGAGGGGAGGGUUUGUCCGAGGGGAAGAGAGGGAGAAAGGAAGGAGUGAGGGGGGUUUCCAAGAGAUCCAAGAGAUCCAAGAGAUCCAAGAGAUCCAAGAGGAACUGAGAUGAAGGGGUCUAGUUGCAUUUGUCUGGCGUUUGGUUAAGGGUUAGGGAAUUCAUUUUGCAUGGGUUCUGGUUCUGGGAUCUGGGACGCUGGAUAGGGACUUGGGCAGGAUGGGCUACGGGAGGGUUUGACGGAUCGCGGGUCGAAGGCACGAUUGCAAUAUUCUCCUCGACCUGCCUGUGGUGAAUACCGAAUAGAGCGUCAGUUACUGAGGCUCUAAUAACGCGCGGCUUGAUAUACGAAGCAAUGCAUACGACGCCAUGUCAUGACAUAUCCA
Messenger RNA from Westerdykella ornata, 2621 nucleotides. Its product is annotated as AAA-domain-containing protein. The record is from RefSeq and is a predicted model, not a curated record. Lineage: Eukaryota; Fungi; Ascomycota; Dothideomycetes; Pleosporales; Sporormiaceae. Gene Ontology annotation, molecular function: ATP hydrolysis activity; ATP binding. Bases 122 to 2239 code for a protein of 705 amino acids. The transcript has 3 exons.